Glycine soja is the source of this 2545-nucleotide messenger RNA. RefSeq names its product DNA mismatch repair protein MLH1. The record is from RefSeq and is a predicted model, not a curated record. Gene Ontology annotation, cellular component: MutLalpha complex. Gene Ontology annotation, molecular function: mismatched DNA binding; ATP-dependent DNA damage sensor activity; ATP binding. NCBI's taxonomy places the organism in Eukaryota, Viridiplantae, Streptophyta, Magnoliopsida, Fabales, Fabaceae. Gene Ontology annotation, biological process: mismatch repair. Bases 108 to 2291 code for a protein of 727 amino acids. The transcript has 16 exons.
AAAUUUAACCCGCGCAAAGGAGAAGCGAGCCGAAUUGAGAAGUUGUGUAUGAAAGCGUUGAGUGAGGAGUUGCUUCCCUUGGCAUUCAGCACAUUGAAUCUAUCGGAAUGGAAGAGAGCCAGAAUCAGAGGCGAAUGGAGCCCCCAAAAAUUCAGCGGCUGAGCGAGUCGGUGGUGAACCGAAUCGCCGCCGGCGAGGUCAUCCAACGCCCCGUCUCCGCCGUGAAGGAGCUCGUGGAGAACAGCCUCGACGCCGCCUCCUCCUCCGUCAGCCUCCUCAUCAAGGAUGGCGGCCUCAAACUCAUCCAAGUCUCCGACGACGGCCACGGAAUCCGUUUUGAGGACUUGCCCAUACUCUGCGAGCGCCACACGACCUCCAAGCUGUCCUCGUUUGAGGACUUGCAGCGCAUUAAGUCGAUGGGCUUUCGCGGCGAGGCUCUCGCCAGCAUGACCUACGUCGCUCACGUCACCGUCACCACCAUUACCAAACCCCAAUUGCACGGUUACAGGGUAUCCUAUAGAGAUGGUGUCAUGGAGCACCAACCCAGGCCAUGUGCUGCUGUUAAAGGAACGCAGAUAAUGGUUGAAAAUCUGUUCUAUAACAUGGCUGCAAGGAGGAAGACGCUGCAAAAUUCUUCUGAUGAUUAUUCAAAGAUUGUAGACUUAGUAAGCCGGUUUGCUAUUCAUCAUAUUAAUGUCAGUUUCUCGUGCAGAAAGCAUGGAGCUGUUAGGGCUGAUGUUCACACUGUGGCCAUGUCUUCAAGGCUCGAUGCCAUCAAAUCUGUCUAUGGGGUCUCAGUUGCUCGCAAUCUGAUUGAAAUUGAAGCCUCAGACAAUGAUCCAUCUACUUCGGUUUUUGAGAUGCAUGGCUACAUGUCCAAUGCAAAUUAUGCUGCAAAGAAAAUCACCAUGGUGCUUUUCAUCAAUGAUCGACUGGUUGAGUGUUCUGCAUUGAAGAGGGCUAUUGAAAUUGUUUAUGCAGCGACAUUACCAAAAGCAUCUAAGCCCUUUAUAUAUAUUUCAAUUGUUUUACCACCAGAGAAUAUUGAUGUCAAUGUACAUCCAACAAAGAGAGAGGUGAGCCUUUUAAAUCAGGAAGUCAUCAUUGAGAAGAUACAGUCUGUGGUUGAAUCAACAUUGAGGAGUUCCAACGAGGCACGGACAUUUCAAGAACAAUCAGCUGGGCAAUCUUCAUCGCCUCGUAUUAAUACAAGUAAGGAGGUUAACCUCAGCCCUAUGCCAACAGGUUCAAGAUUAUUGAAAGUGCCGGUACAUAAGUUGGUUAGAACAGAUUCAUUAGAUCCUGCUGGAAGAUUACAUGCCUACACGCAAAUUAUGUCUGAUAGACAUCUUGAAAAGAGUGCUAGUUUGAAUGCAAUAAGGUCUUCGGUUAGACAAAGAAGGAACCCAAAAGAUUCUUUAGAACUCACUAGUGUUCAAGAGCUUCUUGACAAGAUCAAUAGCAACUGUGACCCUGGCAUGACAGACAUCAUAAGGCAUUGCACAUAUGUUGGAAUGGCAGAUGAUGUUUUUGCUUUGCUUCAGCAUAAUACUCGUCUUUAUCUUGCAAAUGUUGUAAACUUGAGCAAAGAACUUAUGUAUCAGCAAGUUCUUAGCCGUUUUGGCCAUUUCAAUGCCAUUCAACUAAAUGAUCCAGUCCCCUUGAAAGACUUGAUUAUAUUGGCUCUGAAGGAAGAGGAUAUAGAUUCAGAAUGUAAUGAUGAUGACAGCUUAAAAGAGAAGAUUGCAGAAAUGAACACAGAAUUGCUGAAACAAAAGGCAGAAAUGCUGGAGGAGUAUUUUGGCAUUCAUAUUGAUGAGCAUGGAAAUGUCUCUAGACUUCCUGUGAUACUUGACCAGUACACACCUGACAUGGAUCAUGUCCCUGAAUUUGCUCUUUGUUUGGGCAAUGAUGUUGAUUGGGAAGAUGAAAAGAAUUGCAUUCAAGCAGUUUCAGCUGCUUUGGGAAACUUCUAUGCUAUGCAUCCACUGAUGUUGCCCAAUCCGUCUGGUGAAGGUUUGCUUUUUUACAAGAAGAGAAAAAUGAUGGAUGGUUAUGCUGAAGAGAAUACCUGUGAUAAUACUGGGAGUGACGUGAUUGACAAUAAAGUUGAGCAUGAAAUGUUUUCUGAAGCUGAGACUGCAUGGGCCCAGCGUGAAUGGUCAAUACAACAUGUGCUUUUUCCUUCCAUGAGACUCUUUUUCAAACCACCUGCUUCUAUGGCUACUGAUGGAACCUUUGUUCAGGUAACUUCGCUGGAGAAACUGUAUAAGAUUUUUGAAAGAUGCUAAGCAAACCAUAUGGAAUGUGACACUAAUGGCAUCAGUUUUUGCGUUGGUUUGGGCAUUUUGGGUUUUGGUACUAAUUGUGGUGCUCCAUGCUACAUCAUUUGUUCUUGUAAAUACGUAUCUAGAUGAUUCAUGUGUCCGUUAGAGGAUUUCUUGGUGUAGUGAUACGUCUAGUUGUUUCUUGAAAACUGUUCGAGAAGCUGAUGGAUUCUACAUUCUUACUUGAGUUAUGCCAUUGUUCUCACGAAUUCUUACAA